AUGGGCCGCGGGCUUUCGGGCCCGCUGUGACCCCGCGCGCGGCUCUAUGGAGGCGUUUCGGUUCUGCGCCACGGACGAGUUCACGGACACAAAACGCCUGUGCCGCCUGGUGCAGCAGGGCCGGCUGGACGUCCUGCAGAACAUACUGCCAGCCUUGCCGACGGUCCCCCCGGGGCUCCUGCACUGCGCCGCCCGCCACGGCCAGCUGCACGUGCUGAGCUUCCUGGCCGAAGCCCUCCGCAUGGACGUCGAGGCUGCCGACCGGCACGCCAAGCGGCCCCUGCACGAGGCCGCCGCCGCCGGCCACCGCCACUGCGUGCGCCACCUGCUGGCCCUGGGCGCCGCCGUCGACUGCCUCAAGCAGGGCGACUGGACUCCGCUGAUGCUGGCAUGCACCAAGGGGAACCUGGAGGUGAUCCAGGACCUUGUGGAGAGUGGCGCAAACCCCCUUCUGAAGAACAAGGAUGGCUGGAACAGUUUCCACAUCGCCAGCCGAGAGGGCCACCCCCAGAUCCUCCAGUACCUCCUUGUCAUCUGCCCGAAUGUCUGGAAGACGGAAAGUAAGACUCAGAGGACCCCGCUGCACACUGCAGCUAUGCAUGGCCGUUUAGAGGCAGUACAGGUGCUUCUUCAGAGGUGCCAGUAUGAACCCAACAGCAGGGACAGCUGCGGCCUCACACCCUUCAUGGAUGCCAUCCAGUGUGGGCAUGUUGAUGUAGCCUGGCUGCUGCUUGAACGGCACCAGGCUUGUGUAUCCAUAAAAGACUGCCAGGGGGCCCAGGCCAUCCACCGGGCAGCGGUCACAGGGCAGAGGGACGCCAUCCAGUUCCUGGUCUGUCGACUGGGUAUUGAUGUGGAUGUGAGAGCUCAACCCUCACUCCUCACAGCACUUCACUACGCUGCUCAGGAAGGCCACAUUAGCACCAUCCAGACACUUCUCUCUCUGGGAGCUGACAUCAAUGCCAAGGAUGGAAGAGGCAGGUCAGCCCUGCACCUGGCUCGAGCAGGGCAGCAUGGGGCUUGUGUGGAGUUCCUCCUGCAGGCUGGCCUGCGGGACAGUGCGGACACAUAGGCCACCUGGGCCCGGCAGCUCACCCAGAGAAUGGACAUUCUGCAAUGCUUUGACCGGGAGGAGGCAGCACAGGACCACUUCUGAGGAAAACAGAAACUGUGCGACAGUCCAGUUCCUGUGCCCACAGCCCCAUCACUUCAGCAGAGGAUCCCCUGGAAUUCAGAGGUGCUGAUUAACUGUCCACUGGGCACCCAGAGGUGUGGCACCCAAACCUACUCCCCAAAACCUGUGUUUCCCAUCUUUUUCCCUACAAGCAGGAUUAGGGGAUGUGGACGGAUCAGCUAGUGGGAGCUUCAAGGGACCAUGUAUCAUGAGUGGAUAUGACCAAAGAGACGUAUUUUUAUAUUUAAUGAGAUGCUUUAUAAUAAACACAUGACAA
Molecule: messenger RNA, 1451 nt
Organism: Suncus etruscus (white-toothed pygmy shrew)
Lineage: Eukaryota; Metazoa; Chordata; Mammalia; Eulipotyphla; Soricidae
Gene: ANKRD16
Product: ankyrin repeat domain 16
Exons: 8
Coding region: 47-1072 (341 amino acids)
Biological process (GO): RNA processing
Molecular function (GO): RNA binding; protein binding; RNA nuclease activity
Source: RefSeq, a predicted model, not a curated record